Messenger RNA from Eutrema salsugineum, 1685 nucleotides. Its product is annotated as protein LTV1 homolog. The coding region runs from base 128 to 1624 and encodes 498 amino acids. The record is from RefSeq and is a predicted model, not a curated record. Gene Ontology annotation, cellular component: nucleus; preribosome, small subunit precursor; cytosol. NCBI's taxonomy places the organism in Eukaryota, Viridiplantae, Streptophyta, Magnoliopsida, Brassicales, Brassicaceae. The transcript has 2 exons. Gene Ontology annotation, biological process: ribosomal small subunit export from nucleus; ribosomal small subunit biogenesis.
CAACAAAACGGUGCGUUUUGGCUCAACCCUAAACAGCUUCAAAGCCGUUUUUGUUUUUCAUCAUCGUCAUCAUCUCUCUGCGCCUCUCUCUCUCAAACUCUCAGAAUCUCGAAGAAAUCAGUAAAAAAUGGGGAAGAAGAAGUUCAUCGAUAAGAAAAAGGCGGCGACUUUCGAGUUAUGUCCUCGCGAUACGUCAGACCCAAGAUACAGUGACUCACCGGGCGGUGAUAAGAUCUUCUUACGAGUCGAUCAGAACCCUGUAAACAUCAAUGGUUUCAUUGAAGAAGAAGAAGACAACUCGCAGUUCGAAGAUGCCCCUGAAGAUUUGGAUUAUGGUCACUCCAGUUUUGGGGAUUCGAGUAAUCCUCUACCUGCUCAUGUGAGGAAGGAGAUUCUGGAGUUAGGGUACCCUGAUGAUGGAUAUAAUUACUUGGAUCAUUUGAGAGAGAUUAAGAACACUGGUGGUGGUUCUAAUUUCUAUGCUAACCCCAAGUUUGAGCUUGAUCAGCUACCUCGUGAUGUCAAGGCCUAUGAUGCUUCACGUGUUAAGAUCUCUGGUAUGGUGAAUGAAGAAGCUAAUGACAAGUCGAUGUACACUGUGGCCUCAAAGACUGUAAACGUCAAGGUGCAAAAAGCUAUUGAUCCUGAAGUGGCUGCGUUGCUUGAAAACAGUGAUGGAUCUGAGUUUGGUUCAGAUAUUGAGGAUUUGGAAGAAGAUUUUGUUAUUCAAGCUAAUCUUACUCAACAGGGAGAAGCUUCUGGUGUGAGCAAUAACGAGCUCGAGUUUUCAGAAAGACCCGAGGCAAGAGGUAGAGAAAGUGUUGAGUCGACUGAUAAACCUGUUGCUGAAAACCCGAGAGUUCCUCGUCAGAUUGAUGAGCUAUUUGAUCAGCUCGAACUCAAUGAAUAUGGCAGCGACAGUGACAACGGUGGUUACAUGGCUGAAGAUGGAGAAGAAGAGGAUUUUACCGCUCAAAGCGUUCACAAUCUUAUUUAUGAGAAGCCGAAAGAUUUUGAGCUUGAAGUAAAAUAUAUGAACCCUGCGGAUAUAUUGAAGAACAGUGACUCUGUAAAAGACAAAGAAGAAUUGGACUCUGCUGCUCAUAUUAUCCGUCGCUGUGUAGAGUACGGUGAGAAAUACGAUAACGGGAUUGAAGAUGAAUUUGUAGAGGUGGUUGAAGAAAGCAGCGAUGAAAGCGAGAAGUGGGAUUGUGAAACCAUAGUCACGACAUACUCGAAUCUUGAUAACCACCCUGGUAAAAUCUAUGCUCCAGAGACAACUAGGAAGAAGAAGCUGAGUGAAACAGUAGCUAAAGCAAUGAGUAUGUCAAAUGGUAAAAUCAUUACCCUCCAAGGGAAAGAGAAGCUACCGGUCGAGUUUUUACCCGGUAGGAAAGCUGAACAAACCGUUGUCAAAGCGGCUAUCCCAAAAGCUGAACCGGUCAAGAGGAAGACUCAUGGGCAAGAGUCGAAAGAAGAGAAGAAAGAGCGGAAAACUGCUGUAAAAACCGAAAGGCGAGAAGCGAGGAAGAUGAAGAAAGAGACGAAGGAGCUUUAUCGCGGUGAAACGCAGCGUGCUCAGAGAGCUGUUGCUGUUUCUGGUCCAUCUUCGAUUCAUCUAUAAGGCUAAAAACAUAACAUUCUCAGAGGCUGUUAGUUAAAAAACCAGGUUUUUUUUUUUAUCA